UCAGAAGCUCCUUCAAUAUUCACCAGCUCUCAAUUCAUCCCCUGUAUCACCACAGCAGCUCCUGCUGCUGCUUCUUCUUCUUCUUCUCUCUCUCUCUCUCUCUCUCUCUCUCUCUCUCAAAUGUCCACGACUCCACACCACAAGGGAGCGCUGGAUGGUUCGACCAUUGUGAGCGUGGAGAAUGAUCCGACCGGUGAGAAAUAUGUCAAGAAGAUGGUGAUAAAACCCACCGCACUCGACGUCACUUGGGGCAACGAUCCCCGCUACUGGUCCAUCGACAAAAUCGGAGGAGCUAUCUCGUUGCACCAAGUGUCGUGGCUCGAGGUCAGCGGCGCAUUCGACAACAGUGCACUCGACAAGGUGAAUGCGAAGCUCGAUUACGCAAAUAACUAUUCAUUGAAGUUUCGAGUGAGGAUGAAGGCGGACGCCUUCGGGUGGAGUGGCUGCCCGGUGUACCUGUUGGUCAAGCAUGCCGUCGACAAUAAGUUCAAGUGGAAGAAGGUUGACCUAAGCCGACUAACUGCCGGAAUGGUCGUGGAUAUUCCAGAGUCUCCAGACAAGCACACCUUUAGGCCUCCCGCUGACAAACUCAUCUUCGGAUUGUUUGAGAUUUGGAGGGGCAGAUGGAAGGGAGGACUCGAGAUCUUACAAGUCAUCAUCGAAAGGGACCAACAAUAAUCAACAUACACACACACACACACUUCCAUAUGGUGUGAGCUUAUGCCUAUUUCGUGUUCAGAUUGUAUACGAAUAAAAGUCUGAUGUGGUGGAGAAACGAGGCUUCUCUGUGGUUUGGCAUGUAAUGUAGUACUUUAUGUUUGCGUAACACGAGAAUGACUAAAUGAAUAAACACGUUCCCUUCCGGUGAA
Molecule: messenger RNA, 869 nt
Organism: Musa acuminata AAA Group (dessert banana)
Lineage: Eukaryota; Viridiplantae; Streptophyta; Magnoliopsida; Zingiberales; Musaceae
Product: protein PHLOEM PROTEIN 2-LIKE A9-like
Exons: 3
Coding region: 121-678 (185 amino acids)
Source: RefSeq, a predicted model, not a curated record